Messenger RNA from Condylura cristata (star-nosed mole), 5013 nucleotides. RefSeq names its product ets variant 3 (gene ETV3). The transcript is spliced from 4 exons. The coding region runs from base 9 to 1547 and encodes 512 amino acids. Gene Ontology annotation, cellular component: nucleus. Lineage: Eukaryota; Metazoa; Chordata; Mammalia; Eulipotyphla; Talpidae. Gene Ontology annotation, biological process: regulation of transcription by RNA polymerase II; cell differentiation. Gene Ontology annotation, molecular function: DNA-binding transcription factor activity, RNA polymerase II-specific; sequence-specific DNA binding. The record is from RefSeq and is a predicted model, not a curated record.
CGGUGAAAAUGAAAGCAGGCUGUAGCAUCGUGGAAAAGCCAGAGGGAGGUGGAGGGUAUCAGUUUCCUGACUGGGCCUAUAAAACAGAGUCCUCCCCCGGCUCCCGGCAGAUCCAGCUGUGGCACUUCAUCCUAGAGCUGCUGCAGAAGGAAGAGUUCCGCCAUGUCAUCGCCUGGCAGCAGGGAGAGUACGGGGAGUUUGUCAUCAAGGAUCCAGAUGAGGUGGCCCGCCUCUGGGGCCGCAGGAAGUGCAAACCACAGAUGAAUUAUGACAAGUUGAGCCGGGCCCUCAGAUACUAUUACAAUAAGAGGAUCCUUCAUAAAACAAAAGGGAAACGAUUUACUUACAAAUUUAACUUCAACAAGCUGGUGAUGCCCAAUUACCCAUUCAUCAACAUUCGCUCAAGUGGUGUGGUUCCCCAGAGUGCGCCACCAGUGCCAACCGCUUCUUCCCGUUUCCAUUUCCCACCUCUCGACACCCAUUCUCCAACUGGUGAUGUGCAGCCAGGGCGCUUCUCUACUGGCUCCCUGACUGCUUCUGGCCAGGAGUCAAGUAAUGGUGCUGACAGGAAAGUGGAGCUUUCAGAGCUGGAGGAAGGCUCUGCUGCUGACUGGCGCCGCGGUGUGGAUCUCAUGUCCUCCCGGAAUGCUGUUGGUGGUGGAGGGAUUGGCCAUCAGAAGCGCAAACCUGACAUAAUGCUUCCUCUGUUCACUCGGCCAGGGAUGUACCCUGACCCCCACAGUCCCUUUGCUGUCUCUCCAAUCCCUGGCCGAGGAGGGGUCCUUAAUGUCCCCAUUUCACCAGCUCUCUCCCUGACUCCCACCAUCUUCUCCUAUAGCCCAUCACCAGGCCUGAGCCCCUUCACCAGCAGCAGUUGCUUCUCUUUCAACCCCGAAGAAAUGAAACACUACCUUCACUCUCAAGCCUGCUCUGUGUUCAACUACCAUCUGAGUCCCCGGACAUUUCCCCGGUAUCCAGGGCUCAUGGUCCCACCACUACAGUGCCAAAUGCACCCUGAGGAGUCAGCCCAGUUCUCUAUCAAGCUGCAGCCCCCGCCAGUUGGACGGAAGAAUCGCGAGAGGGUAGAGAGUAGUGAGGAGUCUUCACCUGUCACUGUCCCCACCAUGGCUCCUGGCCCCCCGAGAAUUAAGGUGGAGCCAGCCCCUGAAAAGGAUCCCGAGAGUCUCAGGCAGUUGACACAAGAGAAGGAGGAGCGCUCCCAGGAAGAGGGCACUGUGCCGACCAGGACCGUAGAAGAGGGGAAAGGCACCAUCUUUGCCCGCCCGGCUGCACCACCUACCUGGUCCUCAGUGCCCACUAGCACCCCAAGUGAAGAACCUCCAGAGGUGACUGAAGACAGUGAGGACAGGCCUGGCAAAGAACCCAGUGCUCCUGAGAAGAAGGAAGAUGCCCUGAUGCCCCCCAAGCUUCGGUUGAAGCGGCGCUGGAAUGAUAACCCUGAAGCCCGAGAGCUGAGUAAGAGUGGCAAGUUCCUCUGGAGUGGGCCAGGAGCCCGGGGCCUGGCCACAGCAGCUGCAGAUGCCUAGAACUGGAAGUGGAUGGAGAGCUGUUUAUACUAUAAUCAAAUACAUACGUGUAUUUAUGUAGCAAGAUUUUGGGAUAGGGUGGGGGGAGGGCAUUAUUAGACUGGUUUGAUCAUUCUAGGGGAAUAGACUUGUAUUUUUGUUUGGGGAUGGGAUGGGGUAUCUUCAGUUGUACAUUAGGUGGGAUGUGAACACACUUCUUUUCCUGGUGAGUAGGACACGGGAAGGGUAUUGAACUGAAAGGAGAAAGAGCCUCUGUUUCCUGUUGAGGCUUAUACUUUCUGACAAACUCCCAAAGGGCCAAAAGACUGGUCCCGUGAUAGUUCAGGUUCCAGACUUCUUUCUUUUCUAUUGUAUUUAUAUAUGGAAAGCCAUUAAUGAAUUUAUUUUGCUCUGAGAGAUAUACAUAAAAGGGAAAGGACAUGGUUGGGAGGUGAACAAGUGAAAGGCCAUUAAUAACUAAGUAUUUUGUACGAAAUGUUAUUUCAAGGGAGGAAUAAGAUAAUUUCAGUCUAAUAAGGGGGGAGGGGGAAUAUCCAGAUUUUGCUCUUUUUUCCUUUGUUGUUUGGCGUUUUUCUUUUCCUUUAAAAAAAAAAUAGUUUUCAGGAAACAUGAAGUGGACUGCCAGAGUGGGGUGGAAGGCGCAGGAGCUGAGCUUCGCAUGAAACAGCAUGCCUGCUCUGAAUUUCUUGGACUUUUUACCUACUUCACCUAUUCAGAAGCCAUGAGGAGUUGUAAACUCUUGUUCAGGGAAGAAAGAAGAGGCAGGACAAAGUAACCCAAUGCCUUUAAACACAAAAAAUGAUCUUCACGCUUACCUUUCCGUUGUGGGUUUGGGGAGCCAAACCAAAGUGUGACUGAGCAGUUCACCAAGAGGCAUGACAGUGUUGAUGAUGUCUUUCCAUUGUGUCUGGUUCUCUCGCCGUUUCCUUAAGUCGAGCCUUAACAGUGAACAUACUGGCAACAUGAUACGGGUCUGUCAAACCUGUAAAACGACGCAUGCAACUGUUCGGGUCAUCCAGGAAUGUGGAAACAUGAAAUUUCGCUUCAGCAUUUUGUCGUGCCCUCUGAAUGUUACUGGGAUGGGUAGUUGAAAGGCAGGACUGUGGGAGUGAAGGCGAGAUGAUGCCCAGAAAUGCAGAAGGUAGCUGAGGUCCAAGUGGAUGUUGGUUGAGAUUGAAGAGAGAAGUGGACAGAAGACACAGAAGGCAGCCAGAUGCCGAAGGCCUGGUGUGACUGAAAGUUGGUUUGUGUCCUGUUGUGGUUUUGUCAUUCUUGCCAUUCCCAUGUUCCUCACUUCUUCAGAUUCUCAUAAUUAGUUGAUCCUCCUACAUGAGACUCCAGUUUAUGGACAGUGAGGAAUUGUUUGUGGGGAAUUUCCUUCCAACAGUUACAACGGAAGGGAAAAGUGAUGCUCUUACAUGAAGCAAGACGGGCCUGGACUAGGGACAGAGAGAAAGAAGCUACAGCCAGCUCUGUGUGUGUGAUGGGUGUAGGGGGGGAGACGAGUGUAACUAGUGUACAGAAAUAACUGGCUCAGAUCGCCUGGCAGCAGGAAGAAAAGAACUAACUUCAUAAUCUGAACAGGGCAAGGAGCUGGGCACAGGGAUGCACUCGGGGUUGGAGAAAUUUCUGGCUUCACCUCAUCCGAAGUGAACUCUAGGAAGCAUUUGAGGGAUGUGUCUGCUGGUGGGGGUGGUAUUUCUUUUUUUAAACUGGAGUGCGUGUAUGAGAAAGUCUCAGGAAGCUCAGAGCAGGUGAGUGAGUUCCUAUGUGCUCUGGGGUGGUAAGUUUGUCGUGCUGUUUUAUGGCAAGUGUGUUCCCCUUGUUUGAUUCAGAUCUAAUGAGUGAUUUGUCUUUCCCUAAUGAGUGGUUUGGGAGAGUGGACCCUAGCAACUCAGGCUUUCAUCAGGCUGCCUUUGGUUGGUUGUGUUUUUGUCACUUUCUCUGCACCUUGACUUACCUCUAAUCAGAAUGCAAGCCCAGGCAGGUGGGGGAGGGACUGUUGCUUGGCAUUGCCCGAUCUAACCAGGGAGGCUGGCUAGCCACCCUCUGUCCACUGGAGGUGGGCGCCAGUAGGUGUCGGUAUGAUCUCAGGAAUAGAAACACGAGGCCUUUUAAGUAAAAGGGAGAAAAAAAUCCAUGAUGCAUACCUGUAACCCCCUAGAACCCAAGUGCCAGAAUUCCUAGAUGCUGCUUCUGUUUGAACAAAAAGUCACUGCUUUUACACUUGAAAAAAAAAAACACUCAAAAAAAAAAUGUUCAGCUCCAUGAAAAAUGUUUCUUUGCUUUAAGAAAUUGGUGUUCAGUCAUUUCCCUUGAUUGCCAUCCCACCAGUAAAUUGUUGGUUGAAUUUUCACUGCACACUGGGGUUGAGGGGAGGGUCCUUACACAGACCGAAUUUGGGCUUGCUUAGCAAUUGAACCUGGAACUAUAGAGGUCUUUGAUAUUUCCUGGAGUGCAGGGGUUGAAGGUAAUUUCUUUCCCCCCAACCCAAUACUGGAGCACUCUUCACCAGCCUGGGUCAGAGCUGGGCCUUCUCUUCCAUGAGCAUCUGAUCACUGUCCAGCAGAUUGACGGGGGGGGGGGGAUGGAGAGACCUUUCUCUCCCCCAGUUUUCCAAAUUUUGCUGUGCCAAAUGUUUAAGACUUUGCAAUUACAAAUCUUAAAACUUCACUAAUCGAAAACUUGUUCAUGCAGUUUGUUUUUAAAUUUUAGAAAAUAGUGGAGGCCUCUUGGGGGCAUCCAUCCAGCCUUGCUGAGCUCGUGCUCUUCUUUUUUUAAUAAUGGCUAGGAGUGAAAAACAAGUCGCCAAGUCCCUUCAGCCCCUGUUUUCAAGCUGCACUGCAUUAACCCAACUUGUCAACUAAGAGAAUUAUUGCUCCCUGGUCCUGCAUGGGCCAAGAUACUUUCUGAAGCAUUAAAAAAAUGAAGUAUAUCACUUCUCAUCAAGCGGGUAAGGUCAGUUGGCUGUUUGUCCCUUGUUUUUUAUUUAUUCCAUAAUUAUGUUUGUGCUUUUUGUUUGGUGAGCAGUAACGGAAUAUUUUAAUUUUAAAAGGAAAAAUACUUUGAUCCAAACUUUUAAGAACUUCCUUUUUUAGUGGGGGCAGGGGAGGGAAGGUAAGUUAUCAGUUAAUUUGUUUUGAAAUAUUUAGGCAUUCUUGAGUUAUAAAUUGUGAUGCAGGGAUCUGUGAGUGAGACAUUCACAUAUGAAAGAUGACUUCACUAGUUAUCCGCUUAAGCAGAAUAAAGUGUGUAUAUGUACAUAAAAUGUAAGUAAUAUGAACUCCAUUGUGCAGUGCCUUUUAGAUGUUCCGCUUUCUAUAAAGUCUUCAAAUUUUUGCAUAUAUAUAUUAUAUAUAUAUAUGAUGUAAUGUUAUAGAAAUAUAUGUAUAAUAUACAUAUUUUUUCCAGGGGUAUCUGAUAGCUCUGUAUUUUGUUAUGGAAGUUGAAAGAAAAACGUAUUUUA